Molecule: messenger RNA, 447 nt
Organism: Cloeon dipterum
Lineage: Eukaryota; Metazoa; Arthropoda; Insecta; Ephemeroptera; Baetidae
Product: putative ankyrin repeat protein RF_0381
Exons: 2
Coding region: 1-447 (148 amino acids)
Molecular function (GO): protein binding
Source: RefSeq, a predicted model, not a curated record
AUGAAUGACGCAGAUAUCGACUCGACGACCCGCUCCGGCCUCACGAUUAUGCACUUCGCCGCCGUCAAUAAGGAGCACGGCCUUUCCAUCAUGUACCGCUUACCGCGAACAGAUUUUUCGGCGAAAGACGUCGACGGAGAGGAGCCUAUACACUUUGCUGUCAGAGUGGAAAAUUACGAUUUCGCUGAGUACGCACUCCUUUUUAGACAACCAAUGGCGAAAAACUUGCUCCACUUCUUUGUGAUGCAGAACAAUCUGGAAUUGGCCAAAAAGGUAUACGCCAAGUUUGGCGGUAUUAAUGCCGUGAAUUCAAAACGGAAAACGUUUCUGCACUACGCGGCGCAAUACGCAGGAAGGGAAAUGUGCGAGUGGCUGGUUGAAAAGGGCCUUGACAGGAUUGUGCGUCGGAAAGUUGACCGCUCUGCACCUCGCGGCUUCAAAUUGUGA